GAGCGCGAAAGCUGUUCUCUUCUUCGUUCUCACCGUCUUCGUUCCUUGCUGUUGUGGAAACAGUGUUCUUUUCAGUGUUAAGACUUCCUGGACACAAAGAAUUGGGCUGCAUUGCCAUGGCCCAUUGUUAUGGACGGAUGAGGGAUCAGCGAAGAUCAUGAUCGGUUGUUUGGAUGAACCAGCUUGCCCAGGGGGAUGGGCAGAGUGUUUGUUGUGGGAUACGCAUACGGCUGGCACAGUGGUUACAGCUUCUGCCUUUAUGAAGAUUUGACCUACCUGUCAAACUUCUACUGCAAGACCCCACAGAAGCUCUCCAUGUACAGCUGGUAUGGCAGCGUCCGGCUGUACCACUUCCGAGUGCCUGAAGACUCCGUGCUGGUCUGCUGGCACUUAACUGUGACCAGAGGGUCCGGUUCAAGUUGUGGCAACCAUAACAUCUCAAUAUACAUUCGGUCUGGUGCACCUCCUGUAAUAAAUCCCAUAGACACAGCAUUUCCAAAUGAAACGGCCUUCUUGCUGGCAUACAAUCUCACUGCAUCCAUAAGCAGUGGGCAGAAUACCACCAUCUUCAAUGUCUCUAACCCAGAACCUGGGGACUGGUUUAUUGCUGCACAUCUCCCAAAAGAUAAUGGCAAAAUAGAACAGAAGGGCUUCUCGUCCAUGUGCUCGUACUUCUUUCAGCCUCAGAUGUUUGUAAGGAGGGUAAUCGACAUGCCCAUCCUUGAAUCCAAAGCACCUCUUCUUCAGACUGUGUCUUCUCCUGAAAAACCAGCAUUUCUUAAGUUUUUUGUGCCAGAUUACUCAACACACCUCAUCUUCCAUGUGUGGGGCUGUUCGACAGAGGGAGUUGAAGGUGCAGACUGCCCACUCAUCAUCACUGUGGGUUCUACCUCUCUGCAACCCUUCUCAGUCAGAACAGUGAACUGCACAGGCAUGACCUCUUGUGCAGUCAGACUAUUAACACCCCCCUGGGAGACAUGGAUCCGCAUCACUGUGGAAAGCAUCUAUGUGAACCUAACCACAACCUUUUCAGUUUCGGCAAAUCUUACAGUGGGGUGCAAGCCUAAAAGUGUGGGCUUGAUUGGCGAUUUCCUUGCCAAACUCAACACCAACAGCAACUGUGUCUCUGGAGCAAAUAAUUCAGCUGUGGUGGGGAACACAACCAUGUCAGGAAACACCUCGCUGAUGCUGGAACCCUUUGGGAAUGAAUGUUUACGUACCUAUUCUGUGUUUAAAGAGGAACUGGAUGUGGUCUCGGUGCAGUUUUCAGUGAUCGGUGGCCCCAACCUCAUAGUUUUGACCCAGGCUCCGACACUUAUCCCCCUGGAUCUUACAUCCUUCGCUGAUACUGGUGGGACACUGAACCUUCAUCUCAAGCUCAAUCAGACAAAUAUGACCAAUGGGAAUGUGAGUGUGGUGGCUUGCCUUGCUGCUAAAUCUCCUUUUUUGGCAUUGAACACCACCCAGUCUUGCAGAACAGCCUUCUCUCAGGGUUAUUCCCUAAAUCUGAAUGUAACAUCACCUAAAGCUGCACUGCGGCUCCCCUUUCCUGAGGCUGCCAUGUGGUACCUCACCCUGCAGGUGCUUUGCCCAGACAAUGCAAGUGACUGCGCCAAUGUUUCCAGCACCGUGAUGACAUCGGUGUAUCUGAGUGCCUGCAUUGAUGAGUGUGGGACAUACGGGGAGUGCAGGCUACUCCGGUCUUACAGCUACCUCUACGCUUCCUGUGUCUGUAAAGCUGGCUGGAGUGGCUGGGGCUGUACAGAUGGCAGCACAGCGCAGACUUACGCCCGUCAGCUGGUAGCUGCUCUUCUCCUCACCCUCAGCAAUCUUUCAUUUAUUCCACCCAUCAUAGUGGCCCUGCACCGCUGCUACUUUGCGGAGGCGUCCGUGUAUCUCUUCACAAUGUUCUUCUCUACGUUCUACCAUGCUUGUGAUCAGCCGGGUGUGACUGUGAUGUGCAUCAUGGAUUAUGAUACGCUUCAGUACUGUGACUUCCUAGGCUCCCUCACCUCAAUAUGGGUCACCAUUCUUUGCAUGUCUCGGUUCAAGGACAUCUAUAAAUACACUCUUUUCAUGCUGGGUGCCCUGAUCAUCGCCAUGUCAAUGCAGCUGGAUCGCAGGGGAAUGUGGAACAUGCUCGGUCCCAUUCUUUUUGCUCUGCUAGUGAUGGUAUUAGCCUGGGUUUACCGUGGUGUGAAACGCAGACAGUGCUACCCCACCACCUGGAAACGCUGGGUCUUCUUCCUCAUACCUGGCAUUGCCAUUGCUAUCAUUGGCCUUUGUGUGUAUGUGUUCACAGAAACAGAUGAGAACUACUUCUACACGCAUAGCAUCUGGCAUAUCAUGGUAGCAAGCAGUGUGGUAUUCUUGCUGCCUCCACGGGAGUAUCAGAAGGAGCCCUGGGGCUGCUCGCGCAAGUUCUGUGGAUACCAGAUAUGUAAGAAUGAGAAGGAGGAGCUCUACACUGUCACUUAGUGGCAGGGUGGGGGCUGCUGCCUGCCCACCUAUUGUGUGUUGCACUUGGCGCCCUGUAAAUGUCCUUAAGGUUUUGUGUCCCCUUCACAGAUGAUUAUUUUAUAUUGGUGGUGUUCACAGGAUAUGUUUUAGUUAAUGUCUUCAGCCCUUUGACAAAAAGUGAAGCUGCUGGUAAUUAAAAUAAUGGAGCGAUUACGAUUUAUUAAAUUUUUUUUUUAAAGAUGUGUUGUUUGUAAUGUGUAACAGCACAUUGACAUCACGAAAACGUCUGUAUUGUAGGGAUUCUGUGCGACAAUCUCCAAAGUAGUAGCUUUUUUUAUGCAAAAAGACAAUACUUUCUCCAAGUAUGUGCAAUAUUUCUUUAUAUGUGACAAAUAACAAUAAAUGAAGCACUUUAAUUUUGUUCAUAAAUUAAAAAUGUCAUAACUCUGUUGUACUGCUUUGCCAUACAAAUCUACAUUUGUGCGAGAAGACCUGAUCUGAAAAGGAUAUUUACAAGGAGUCAUAGAUAUAAAAGUUAUUUACUGAAGAGUUCCAUUGGUGUGUCUUAGUAAUAAAUGUACAUAUUCUAGACUUGGAAUGAAAAGCGGUGUAAUUUUUUCGGAGGUGUUUAUAAUCAGAAUAUUUUUAAAAUUUUUUGUGUCAAGGAAGAGUUAGACUUGAAUAUUUUGAGCACUUUUAUAUGUUAAAUUAUACUGUACUGUCAUUCUUUUGAAUCCAAUUUAUAAAAGCAGUGGGAAACCCUUUAUUUGUGCUAUGUUUUCAGCAUCUGGCUUCAGUACAAGCAAUAAGAAAACUAAGCUAUUAGUGUGAGGCCAGGGGUGUUGCCACACAAUCAUGUUUUUCAGUUUUAUUGUUUUGUAAUCUCUAGUUUGUUGUAAAUUCAUUUGAACCACUGUGCUCAUUUGAUUUGUUGCUGUACUAAUUUCACUUUCAUUUUAAAAUGUAAAAGAAUACCAUUUUUGUAUGUUGCAAUGAAACCAAAUGUACUGUACAUGUACUGAUAGUUUUACAUGUUAGUUUCAACUUUUUAAAUGUAACAUUUGUGACACUAAAUGGAAUAUUGUGAAACAUUCCAAAUAAAUUUAGUUUUGGGGGGGAAACUGAUGACUACCCUAAUCAACAGAGUUAUUCAAACUACAAGAAAACAGUGCUUUAGCUUUAUUGCACAGGUCAUGUGAAGAAACAACUGAAAGGUGAUGAAACAGUUUUCCAGAGGUUGUAUUGAGAAACUUAAGUUGCAUAAAGGAGUGAAUAUUGCUCAAAAAUUUAAUUUGUCUGCUGGCCUAUACCUCUUGGUAUGAAUUCUUGAGGGAAUUAAUGCCACUAAUAUGUCUUGUAAAAGGUAUAUAUUUUAUAUAUUGUUUUAAUUGCUUGUAUGUAAUCAAAAUGUGUUUUUCAAUUUUCUUUUAUGUAUAUGACCUUAAAUUGAUUGUAAUCAUUCCUCAAACUGGGACAUUAUACUUUGAAAAUGUUUUUUUUCUUCUUUCCCCAAAGCUGUCUUCCAGGAGCCUCUUUUUUUUUUAGUAAUUAGGAAAUUUGAGUAGCAAAAAUUGAGCUCUUGAAAGACACCGUUUGGGAAACUAUUGUGUUUUGUUUUCUGUAUUUAACAUUAAACUGUUGAUUGUACUGGUUUUCAGUUUGUCAACUGAAUAAAUCAUCUGAGA
Molecule: messenger RNA, 4145 nt
Organism: Scleropages formosus (Asian bonytongue)
Lineage: Eukaryota; Metazoa; Chordata; Actinopteri; Osteoglossiformes; Osteoglossidae
Gene: pgap6
Product: post-glycosylphosphatidylinositol attachment to proteins 6
Exons: 14
Coding region: 196-2478 (760 amino acids)
Cellular component (GO): membrane
Source: RefSeq, a predicted model, not a curated record